Messenger RNA from Cydia splendana, 1972 nucleotides. RefSeq lists its product as uncharacterized. The record is from RefSeq and is a predicted model, not a curated record. Bases 322 to 903 code for a protein of 193 amino acids. Lineage: Eukaryota; Metazoa; Arthropoda; Insecta; Lepidoptera; Tortricidae. The transcript is spliced from 5 exons.
CUUAUCGCAGGAACGUUCAAAUAGGAAGUUACGCAAAUCCGCAAAGGAUCCCGAAACCGUUCGCCGAAAGUCGUGACGAUGACGUAGCGACAGCUGUGCAAACUGCACGCCGCGCCGUCGCCGUGACGCAACCGACGAGCCUCCGCCGCUGACUCAGCCGCAGCCCGCAGGCUUAUAACACAAACUCGCCGCCUUCCACACCAUACCUCCACAGACCGUCGAACGAGCAACACGUACCUAAUACAAGUGUCAGUGAUAACUUACGACGUGCAAGUGACUAGCUAACCAGUGAUAUUAAGAUUUGUGAAACUUACAAAAAAAAUGGAGAAGUUAUUCAUGGUUUUGGUGCUUUUUGUGAUUGUGAGGGCGGUGGAGAACAGACAUCACCCAAAGUUUGGCAGGAGUUACGAGGAGCAUGAAGUCCCGCCUUUAAAGAAAGUAUCCUGUAGCAGUGGUUCAAGCGAGAGGAGUGCCCUAAUUGAGGAUGCGCGAUGCGGAGCACCCCGUGAAGUUUUCGUUGUACUGAAACCCAAAGCUGCUCACGAAGAGAUCCAUCCGGGCGCCGUGUGGGUCAAACGCUGCGUCGGCCUCUGCGACCACGUGGGCUCGGACUCCAAAUGCGUUCCUCGCGAGACUACCAUCCGUCAUAUACCAAUAAAGAUUACCAAUAUGAAGACUGGGAAGGAGUCGUGUUCCCUGUACGAGCUGGAGGAGCAUUUGUCAUGCCAGUGCUGCACGGGCAGCCCUGAGAGCUGCGCGGCGAGUGGCCGGGUGUUCAACCCCCGUAAGUGCGCCUGCCAAUGUCCAAAUCUCGAGGAGCGCCGCAACUGCCUCGCUAAGAACCCGAAUAUGCGGUGGAAUCGUUCUAAAUGCGCUUGUGAAGCGCGAAGACGGAUGAGAUAAGUGAUAGAGCCGCGAACAUUCUGGGGCCAAAUUCGACAUGUACAACUGUCAGAUCUUGCAUCCACGUCAAAUCAGUUAAUUUUAUUGCAUGUUGAUUCUAUCAAGUGUUGAUUCGAUCACUUGUGAAUAAUAUCAUUUGGUACAACCAAAACUCAACUCUGAACUCGGGGUGGUUCGGUUGUCACCGAACUGUGGAUUGCUAAUGUCAAAUUUUGACAUUGUACGUAUUCGAGAACUUAUGAUUUUUCCCACAUCAACGGGAGAUCAACACGAUUCGUCAAACGUCGCUUGUCGAAUAGAGGUCCUGAAAGAAAGUCGAAACGAUUAUGAGUUUGACUACAAUAGUGGCGGAGUAACGUGAAAAACUAAAGACUUGUUAAAGUGACCUUAGUUGUAUUGCCGACUGAUAUAAGUGUCUUAUAACAUAAGUAGUCUAAGUCUCAACAGUAUUAAUAGAGUAGGUAAGCUAUUUAUUUUAGGUUUUUUAUAUGGGGCCAAAUGGUGCUGUGAGCUCAAUAUGUUCCGAGACCCUUGGUCUGUAUUUAAUGUUUGCACCGUACGAAUGUUUGUAAGUCUGUUGUUAUGUCUGGUGUUUGAAAAGUAUUUGUCUCCUAGACAUCACUGUGCAGUAUUUGUUUACUAUACCUACUUAAUGGCGUAAAUAUGAUUUACGUAAUUCCUAUGUUGUGAUAUUUAUAGCUAUUCCAAUGUUAGGUUUAAGAUAAUUUACUGUGACUAUUAGGUAAACUUUAAAGUAUUCGGUCUAGUCAUAGGACAUGUACUUAAUUUAUUGAUUUGUAUGAUAUCAGGGAAUGUCUCGAUUUUUUAAAUCAGCUCUCUUAAUUGUGUAAUUUUUGUAUUUAAAUUUUUAGUUCGUGUUGGAGGCCUAGUCCUUGGUGCCAAAGGCAUGUAAUCUCAUAGAUUUAAUUUAUAUGUCAUUAAUUUAUUUAUGAAAUAUUUUAAGCUUCAGAAGCUUUAAGUGAUCGAAUCACAUUAAAUUAAAUAAUAGGUAGUAAAUUUUUGUACUUAAAAUAAGAUCAUAAAUAAAAUUUGUAUUUAUUUUUCUAAA